UGUACGUCCCCCGGGGAAUUACCGUACGGUCCCUCAUCUCCUUCAACAUGGCUGCCACACGAAGUGAGAGUGAAGUCGACUCAGCAAUCGCAUCAGUUUUGGCUGAACUGGACGGCAUUCCUUCACUAAAACCUGAGCAAAUUGAGGCCUUGAAGGCUUUCGCUGGUGGGAAAGAUGUUUUGGCGUUCUUACCCCCUGGGUUUGGCAAAGAUUUGGUCUAUCAGAUCGCCCCAAUGGUGUUCGAAAAGUUAGGUCGCGUCAACCCUAUUGUCAUCGUGUUGACACCGCGGGUGGCUCUGAUCAAGGAGUUUCAAAACACGGAGCAUCUUCAGCCCGUGGACUUGAUGGAGGACAAAAUACGAGAAGCGACAAAAGUUGGUGUGAAAGUGGCACAGCUUGGUGGGAAUGACGCCGAAGGGAUCGCGAAAGGAGAGUUCCCGCUCGUGUUGGGAGGUCCAGAGCGGUGGAUGCUGGAAGAUGAGUGGAGGGACAUGCUGUCUUCUGCAGUCUACCGGGAAAACCUCGCUGGAGUUGUUGUAGACGACGCCCAUCUGGCAUACAAAUGGGGCCGGCAGUCAAAAUAUCAGUCUGAACUCAGACAAGCCUUCUAUGAACUUCCAGAGCUCAGGUCUCUGGUAAAGGAAGGAACCCCGAUCAUGGCGCUGACAGCAUCAGCAGACCUGCAGGCUGUGGGGAGGGUGAGGAGCAUCUUGCAGCUGGAGGAAGCCCACGUUGUAAGAGCCAGUCCCAACAAGCGCAGUGUUCGACUAGCUCUUGUACCCUUUCCUGAUGACAUGUGCAAGAUGGAAUCUCUUGACUGGAUAGUUGAUGAAGUGCGCGACAAAGGGCUGGAUAUGGAGUGUAUCAUUAUUUACUGUAGACACUUAAAUGCAGUGGGGAAAGUGUUUAGCUAUCUCAAGCAUGAACUGGGAGAUGAUGCCUGGAUUGGGGAGGAGAAGAUCUCUGCUAAUAUGCUCAUUGGAAUAUACCACAGUGCUACUCUGGCCAAGCUCAAGGACAGAGUUAGGAGAUCCUUAGUGGGAGAGGGGAGCUGUAGGGUGGUGGUGGCUACUGCUGCCCUGGGUCAGGGGAUUGACGUCAAGAAUGUUGGCAAAGUCGUGAUGUACGGUCCUCCAGAGGACAUGGAGAAUAUUCUCCUGAUGAUGAGCAGAGCAGGCUGUGAGGGUAAGGAGGGUCAGGCCGUGUUGUAUUACAAGGAUGAGCAACUCAUGAAAGUUGAUAAAGCUGUGAAAGAGUUUGUGGAAGGGAACAGUGGCGAAACUUGUAUCAGGAAACGGUUGGUGGGUCAUUUUGAAGACACUCCUGUAUCUGUACAGCCAGGCCAUAAGUGUUGCACCAGCUGCCACGGUACAUGUAAGUGUGCAGGUGAUGAUUGCUCUAUGUCAUGUUCACUGUCUGAAAAGCUUUUCAACAAAUCAGAGUUCAACUGGCCAGGCCAAACUAGAGAGGUAGAUGAGGAACAGCAAGAGCUUUUAAGGGAGUUGUUGUUGGAGUACCAGGCAUCCCUGCAUCCCAAUGUUCCACUUUUCUUACCUGCUCAGUGUUACCAUUUGUUCACUGAUGAACUGAUUGACGCUGUUGUUGAACACUGUGCUCAUAUAUUCACGCUAGAGGAUGUGAACAAACUACCUGUGUUCCGUCAGGCACAUGCCAAGGAAAUCUUACUUAUCAUCUCCGAAGUGUUUAAUGACAUUCCACAUCCAGGUUUUGAGACAGAGUUAGAUGCUGAGUCAGAACAGUCUAAAGAGAAAGCUUCCUUUGAUUGUUACUACACAGGGUACUUUGAUGGGCCGUCUUCUGGUGAAAGUGAGAAUGACGAUAUAUUCUUUGAACCAGACUCUGAUUCAGAGGAAGAAAGUUAGUGCCCCAAGUUAGUAGCUUACAAGUACAUGUAGUUGUCAUGGUUCGGUAUCAUAGAAUAGUUCUCAAGAAGUUGAAAUUCAUAUGAACUGAGUAUCAUGGGGUUGAUAGUACAUUGGAGUUUUCUUGCACACUUCCAUUUUAAUAGCUUUCAUCAGCAAAAGGUUUGGUGCUAGUCAGUCUACUACUAACCACAUCAUGAUGACUGGAGCUACCAGGAUUUGGGGGGAGGGGGGAGGAGGAUACAGACUCAGCCAUGUUAGGUUGGCAUUGUUACUUCAAUGCCCCCUUGUGGCAAGAGGCAGCUCUGCACUCUACUGAAUAAAGUAGACAGACAUGUUAUGUUGCUUACAUGGUUACUUGUGUUCAAAUGAAGUAAGAUCAUGCAUAGUUUUCAUUCUAGGUAGUUUGAUAUACUGGUACGUGUAGUGCAAGAUGACAAAAAGGUACAUUCAUAGACAUUUAUUUACCUUUCACAGUUUUGUAAUUCAGAAUACUACAUGUAUGUGCAAGCUGUAAACUGGUAUAUAUGUUUAUGUUUAUCACUUGGUUUAACAUUUGGUUACAUUGUUAUAAGCCAUAGUAAGCAAAAUACUUACAACUGCACUUGCUAAGAUACAGGCACUUUCAUGUAAUAUGUACAUUGAGCAAUAACAUAAGUCUGCAAAAUCAUGCACAUGUAUUAUCAUGCAUCUCAUUGUACAAGCAACGUUUCACACUUAUAGUACUUAAGUUUUCUAGUUUGAAUAAAUAUGACUUUCAUAACCUGUA
Molecule: messenger RNA, 2652 nt
Organism: Branchiostoma floridae (Florida lancelet)
Lineage: Eukaryota; Metazoa; Chordata; Leptocardii; Amphioxiformes; Branchiostomatidae
Product: ATP-dependent DNA helicase hus2/rqh1-like
Exons: 3
Coding region: 48-1883 (611 amino acids)
Biological process (GO): double-strand break repair via homologous recombination; telomere maintenance
Cellular component (GO): nucleus; nucleoplasm; cytoplasm
Molecular function (GO): ATP binding; 3'-5' DNA helicase activity; four-way junction helicase activity
Source: RefSeq, a predicted model, not a curated record